AUGUCGGAAAUGAAAGGAACACAGGCGUAUAGUGCAAAGGUGUCCUCCAUAGCUAAGCUGAGCUCACUGCUGAUGGAUGAGGAUUCAUACUUGUGUGUUUUGUACUCUGUUGCAAUGAGUAUUUGUUGUAAUAUCAUUCUGUACCUGAAAAGGAAAAAGAAAUUCAGGAAACUCAAAAAACAGAUUCAGUCCAAGACAUACAUUAAAUAUGAAGAACCGGAAGCUCCUGUUGAAUUUGGUGGUCAGUAUGAUGCAAAACCGAGUCUGGAUAUGAAUAUUUCCCCAAAACUUGUGCAAAACAUGGAUUUUAACAUGUCUGGAAUUACCACAAUGGACUUGAGUACAGAAGAGCUCUGUGAGAAGGGAGAUAAUCAGCAGACAGAUAAAGGUGAUGGUGAUUCUGCAAUUGCAAAUCAGGUUGUGGAUAUGGAUGUAUCUGAUACCAAUCUGCCAGAGACGAAAACAAAGUCAUUUCUUAUGUCAGUGCCUCUGGAUGAUGGUUCAAUGGACAGUGGAAAAAUGACGGAUAGUGUCAUGAGUAUGUCUACCACCAGUAGUGUACAGGGGUCAACUAGCUCUGGCAAAAAGAGUCCAAGCACUGAAAAAUCAGGCCAGCAGUUUAUAUCCUAUGGAAGAACAUACGUGAUUGUUAACGGAAAGAUGGUUGUCGACGCUGCAAAGAGAGAUAAGGAACGAGAGAGGGAAGAUCGGAUAAGGGCACAGAGGGAAAAAUUGGCAGAGGAAAGACAGAAGAAAAUAGAGGAGAUGAGAGAACAGCAACGUCUGGCUCAAGAAAAACGUGAACGUCAACUUGAUUUACGUCGCCUCAAAAUUGAAGAACUAAGGCGACGUGAUGAGGAACGACGAAUGGCAGUAGAGGACAGACGAAGAAAAAGAGAUGAAACAGAGCAGGCCAGAAAAGAGUCCAUUAUUCAAAAGUCACAGGAACGCAUUACCCGUUACGAGCAGUGGAAGGCGAGUGGUAGAAAAGGUGGGCGAGUCUUGGUGUACGGGUUUGGCAGCCGUACACCUAGAGAAGUGUGUCAGCCAGUAGAUCGACGACGAUCAUCGUCUCAUAGUGCGCUUAUACGUCGCUCUCCUAACGGGUCUGACUCGGACUCGUGGCGACCCCAGCGUCGGGCCGUGUCCGCCUGCAGCACGGUCAGGCGGCACUGCUGUAUUGAUAUUAAUCGCCUCACUGGCUAUCCAGGAUCUAGUCCUCCUUCCAAACUCCUGUCUGCGUCAACAGGGGCCCUCUUUCACUCGUCUAAGCGUGAUUUCUCCUCGAGUGGCAAUCUCAGUGUUCGGGGUAGACCGGCUGAGUCUCUCCUGGUGUUAAACUCAAUACCUGAGGCAGGUCCCACGAAGAGAAGUCGCUCUUUUCUAGCACCAAGCGGCACUCCCCCUACCCGUCCUAAGAGCACUAUGAACCUAAGCACCAGGGAGAAUGUCCGACUGAGGGACCCAAAGACAACCCCAAGGAAACCUCGACCAGCCAGUAUAGCAGGAUCUGUACCAAGCUUCAUCUCUGUAGAAAGUCCUAAGGGAGCCUCACGAAGCAAGAGCACAGACAGACUAGCCAGAGAUCGCCAGAAGACACCUUCAAGAUCAACUCCCAAACGAGAGAAAGACGAACAAAACCUACAGGAGAAAAAGGACAAGAGAGGAAGCAGUGUUGAUAUAAAAAAACUCACAGAAAAAAGGAAGGCAGAGCUUCAGAAAUUGGCAGACAAGAAAAAAGAAUCAAAGGACAGUCAGGAAAGUGACCAUGAGAAGACACCUGAGAGAUCAACAGAACGGUCAUCAGCUCGGGUCAGUCAGCAGACGAUUGACCGCCUGUCAACGCCCAGGAUUGCCAUGUACAAGAAUGAGACACCAGUCAAGACGGAAACUGUGAAGGACCGGGCGACGCCUACAAGAGAACGGGCUGCCACACCUACCAAGGGAACAAAGAAAUCUGUUACAAUUGUAGCUCCCCAUUCUUCUCCUAGGAAGACAAAAACACCUAAACAAAAGGACAAAGAAAAUAAAGAACCUUUGAAAAGGAAAUCCACAAGUAAGGAGAGCAGUAAUGAGGCUCUAGACAGUCCCAGAUCCUCCCCAAAGACUAUUGAGGAUAGGAAAGUGGAGAGCCCCGCCCAGCCAGGGGAAGGAGAGCCUGCUAAGGUUACAACACCACGGUCUGUGUCCCCAGCCUCGUCCAAGUCAGAGGAUGAGGAGAAAUCUGCUCCAAUUCAAAAGAAAACUCCUGAAAAGGUUGUGAAGAUUGUAGAGCCAAUGAAGAUAAAACCCCAGCAACUCCAGCACAGAGUAAACCAAGCGCACCUUCUACCCCGGACUCCCGCCUCUGCCCCCAAGUCAAAGAAGGAAAUAGAAAUGGAUGAAUACAAGGCCAAAUUGGCAGAAAAACGAAGACAAGCUAGAGAGAAAGCAGAGAAGGAAGCAGAGUUAGAGAGACAAAGGUUGGAGGAGAUCAGACUGGCAGAGGAGGAACGUCAACGUCAGGAGGAGGAGGAACAGCUUCGUAUGGAGGAGGAAGCCAGCAGAUUGGCUCAAGAAGCUAGGAAGAAUGAGGAGGAGAGACUGAGGAAGGCCAUCGAGGCAGAGGAGCUCCGAAAGAAGGAGGAGGCUGAUCGCCUUGAACAGGAAAGGAAACAGAAAGAAGAGGCUGACAGAAAAGCCAAAGAGGAUGCAGAAAGAUUGGAAAAAGAAAAACAAGAAAAGGCCAAAAAGGAUGAAGAGGAGAGACUAGAAAGAAAGAAGCGACUGGAGAUGAUCAUGAAGAGAGUAAAGUCAGACUCCCCAAUGACCGGAUCCAUGACUUCCUCCAUGAUUGGUACCAACAGCUCAAUGUCCGGAUCACAGAUCGGCUCCAUGACUGGGUCUAUGUCUAGCUCCAUGAUCUUGAUUGGUUCUGACAAGGGAGAUUCUCCAUAUCAAUCUCUAUCAAACUCCCCAAGCAAGAACAGUCUUCAAUCCAAUGAGGGUGGAGAAGACAGUGCUGAUGAGGCCAAUGGACUAGAUGAUAAGUCUGACGACAAGGCCAAGACAUUGCUACAACCUGCCACUGACAUGCCAAAAUUCAAGUCACCUCUUUUACAGAAACUUGUGGAAAAUAAAUCUCAGAAUGGUGGCAGCGAGACUCCCAAAUUUAAGUCACCCUUGCUGCAAAAUCUGAUGGGUAAAAAGAGGCUUGGCAUGGAUAAGACGGAGGACAAGACUAAUGAUAUAACAACCAAUGGGAACAAGCAAGAGGAGCCAGUGGAACAAAUGGAUGAGAGCAGUAGUGAGAGAGUGACAGGGGAAAAGGGACAAAUAGACUCUUUGGUGAUAGCAGACAAUGAGAGUGAUCGAAGUGAAUCAAGAAAUUCCAAGUCGGACGGAAGUGUAGAUAGUGACACAAGUACUACCAAGGAUGUAUCAAUAGCAGAACAAAAGUUAGGUUCAAACUCUGUGAUAAUUAAAACUGAAGUGUCUUCGUCGUCACUGAAUGGUGUAUCUCAGAAUGGAGAGAUGGAGCAGUACCCACAGGAACUAGUAGACUCUAGUAUUAGUAUGAGAACUGCCGACUCAUCCCUAGGAACAUCUUCAGACCAGUCACUAGGAGGGAGCCUGGUGGAUUCGCAGACUAUAUCCACAUCUGUGGAACAGGUUUCUACGGCCACAGACAGUGGAUCCACAGAGCCUAACAGUGAAUUUGAAGAUUUUAUAGACCUGAGUGUUACCAAUAAAAACUUUGAGGUGAAGGCACAGCAGUCGCUAUUCGCCCACCAGACGACGGAUGACUUACUGAACCUCAACACUAACAGUAUUGACACUAGCCUGGAUAAUAUCAGCUCUGACUCCCAUCCUAAGCCUAUAAUUGCCUUUGAAGACAAUGCAGCCCGGAGACAGGAAGUUACAGACUUCUUGUCUUGAGGUCUCCUACAACAGUGUAGUGACCAACGGUGUCUCCAAAGACACAGACGAUUCCUCACACCAACAUGAUGCUGCAUCUUCGUCUCCAGUCGGUGACAGCAGCAACAAUGAACUAGUUGGUGGGCUGGUGGCGCCACCUAGCCCCGUUGAACCACAAAGCUUAGGUGACAGUGAUCAGAUCAUUGUGACAAUGCACCAAGCUAAAACCAAUGGUGUGGAAUCUGAAAACUCUAUACAUCUGGACAGAAGUCCUGAAGCUAAGUCACAGUUGGAUCAAAUGUGGCAGCAACUUGAGGUGGCAAUGGUGCAAAGCCAUGAUCAUGUCCGUGGACAGCUCCAAGAAUUCGGAAUUGGUGAAGGAGAAGAAGAUUCGGAGUCAGAAGAAGGUCAAAUGUGGAGAAUUGUUCAGGGUGAUUCUCCCUAUACUAUACAGCUAGUGUGAGGCUGGGGGUGUGGCACUCCCUGUAAUGUGGAAUAUUCUCCUGAUAGUACAGAAACAAAAAUGAAUUUACUGUAAAUUAUGAUUUUAAAAUCCAUUCUAACUUUUAUCCAUGGUCCCCAAGGGGCUGGCAUCUAUCAAUGAGGUCAAACAGCCAUUCAAUUUCAGAGCCUUUUUUUCGGGAUGGGCCUAGCAUAGCAAGUACAAUGAAUAAAAUGCUGGGCCAUCAUAUAAAGGGUUCCAAAAAUGUACACCAAUUGCGAGCGUUGUGAAAACCUUGAAUUGCAAAAAGUUCAUUGCUUUCUAUAUUUAUUCUUGAAUCAAAAUAUUGGGCUUGUUAUUCUAUGUCCAAUUUUUUUUUUUUUUUACAAAUUUUUAAUGCUCAAAAAUGUUAUUUAUCUCUAAUUUAGUUACUCAUUGAGAGUCAGCUGGCCUGAUAAGAUGUCAUAUAUUUAAAAAAAACAUAUUAGUUCUCAGAAUUUUGUUGAGAAUACUUUUUCAUUUUAUUCAUAUAUUGAUUAACAAUUCUUUGCAUGUAAUAUGAGAAACUUUCUCCUCUCUACAUAAUAGAAAAAUGAAAGUUGCAACUCAAGGGGAACAACUCUAGAUACAAGGCAUCAAUGCUGUAUGUCCUGGAAUUUUGGUGUGGCUAAAUUUAUUCAAUCAUUAAAGAUUACUAUUAACCAAAGGGAUUUAUGAUUCAGGAUUUGUAAUAUGUACUUAGAUAUCAGGAAAAAUGUCAAAUAAUCCUUAUUCUGUUUAAAAUUUUGAAAUAUUAAUUUGAGAGUUUUUGAGCAUAAAUAUUUCAUCAGAUGCGUCAAUCAAAAGUUCAGGACAGUACAGUUCAGCAAGACAUCCUUACUUGCAAGGAUAUCAUGGGGAUGCCAGAACACCCAAUCUCUUUCCUCCGAUGUUUGCCUUGUUUUAUAUGUCUCAAGGGAAGCAUCACCUGGGGAUGAAGAGAAACAUCUUUUAACAACACAAAGGGAGAACCCCAUAAUAGAGGUUAUACAAAUUACAUUUCAACUCUGGGAAAGGAGAGAGUUAUGGAUGAACUUUAUAAGUUUAAAGCUCUGAAUUGUAAGGAAAACAUGCAGUUGAAUAAUGCUGAAGAUAAGUAACUCUUAAAUUCAUUGAUAUGUUUGAAUAAAGAACAUGUACAUGUGCAUCUUAGUAUCUAGAUUCGAAAAUAUGAUCAUAUAAUGGCAUAUUUUAAUAUUUAUCUUAGUGAAAGUGCAGGAAUAUGAAGAAAAUUCUGGAAACUGUGUUCUCACUUCAAAGCUGCCACAUUAGAUCUGCUGUGAAAUACGAGUAUGAAAAAAUUGUGAUAAAGCUUUAGUGAACUAACUGUGAAAAGCCUGUCCAGCAAUAGUUGUACAUGUAGUUGAUGUGUGUAAAUGCUUUGAAUGAAGUAAAAAUGUGAUGAUGUUAAAUGCAUUCUACAGAAUAGAACAAAAUGGAAUAGAUAUCUUGCAUCAUAUGCAUAUGUUCAUAAACAUAAGUUACUAUAAUUAAUUUUAUUAUUAAAAUGUAUUUAUAUAAAUUAUGUGUAUACUGCAUUUAUGAAUUAAAUACAUUGAGAAGAUUAGUGCAUGAGUUUGUAUAUUGGCGCUGCAGUACAUAUUGUCGUUAUUGUUGGACAUGUAAAGGCAUUAACAUUACUUGGUCAAUUGUACAUCUAGUCCAACUAUUCACCCAAAUUGAUGUGCCAGUGACAUGCAUGGAAGAUAAGUUAAUAUUGUGGCUUUAGUGUUCUCUAAUGAUUUCAGAUAUAAUAAAAUCAUUUUACAAUGCCAGUGCUUUUUUCCCAAUGAGAAAAUAGUGUUCUAUGAAGUGAAUAUCUUUUUUACAUUUGUUAAAAUGUUAAUGUGUGGGAACCAGUGUUGUGAAUUAACAGGAAAAAAGGAAAUUAUUUUACACUUUUGCACUGCAUAUUUUAUGUUGUUAUUAAAUCAAUGUUAUUCAAACAAAUGCUUUUUUCCCUUCAAUUUUCCACUUGCCAAUUUUUUUUAUAAGGGCAUGAUGUUAUGGUUUAAAAUAUGAAUUAGGACUGAUAACACACGUGAAUACAGUGUUGUGUGCUGGAAAUGUGAUAGGUGAUAUGUAAAUAGCUUUGUUGUAUGAAGCUACACAUGUGAUAUGCUAAAUUAAAUCUUCAUUCCAUUGUCCGUGCUUUGCCUGUCCAAAAUAUAAAAUACAAAACCCCAAAAAAUAUAUUAAUUUUCUUACCUUGAAGCACCAAUUUUGAAAGAAAGUUCAAAAGUUGUAAAUAAAUUAAGACAGAAAUUGAUAAUAAGGUGGGUUUUUUUUGUUUUUUUUUGUUAGUUUUUUUCAAAUGCUUUUGAUAACAUUUUCAUUACCUCAAAGAUUUUGUGUCAAAUAAUUUAAACAAAGUUUUGUAUUUUUCACUGUCCUCAAAACAUUAAUUUUGAGUGACUUAAAUUGACUACCUUUAAGUUUGAUUAUUAUUUACGUGAAAUUAAAAUUGAUCACACUCCAUGUUUCACUUCAAAUCAUUGUUUAAAUCUAAUUAGAUAAAAUGAUUAUAAUUAACAUAUGAAACAUUUGUUUUUAAUCCUCACCAUUAUUUAUUAUAUCUUUAUGAAUGAUCUGAAGCUUUUAAGAGAACAGGUAACUGGUGGUGUUGUGUUAGAAUUAAGGAGAAAGUGAUAUCACAAAUUGGUUAUGUAAUUUCAACAAUUUCAUGAGUUGAAGAACACUGUCUUUCAUGGAACAUAAUAUUUUGUUGUGACCUAAGCUAUAUUUAAGAUGCUGGUGCUUUAUUUCUGUAGAGUUGUCUACCUUUCUUAAUCUGGAAAAUGAUGGUAAAUACUUUUCCUUUAUCAUUUCCAUGGAAUAUUCUCUUAAAAUUUUUAUCAUUUAAUUAGAUACUCAUGAGGUAAAUUAUAAAUUAAACCUUUUUAUUAUUAUUCAGUACUCACAUACUUUGUGUUGAGACGAAAAAAAUCAAAUAUAUUACUCCUGUUUCCUUAAAAAUCAAUAAACUAAAAUAACCUCACAGAAGAUUUAUUUUAAUAAAAAAAAAAGAAGAGAGAAAUCUGUUAUCCAGAUUUUGUGUCAAUCAUUUCGUUUCUGUGUGUGGGUGAAAAGUACAUUGCAUUAUACUGUUAAUAAUUUCAAAAAGUUAAAAUUUUGCCUAUACAUAUUACUCCUUCAUGUUUCUGUAUAGUUACAAUGUAUAAUGGUAACUGGCCGUUAUUGGUGAUUAUUUCUGAUUUAUCAGAGUCCCGUGGAUGUUUGUGAAGGACAAGAUGUACCAUUACAUCCAGUAGGUACUUGACUAUUCUGCAAAGCGUCAGUUGUCCAAAUGUUUUAAUACUAUUGAUAAUACCAAUAUGGAAUAAACAUAUUGAAAAACAUGACA
Pecten maximus is the source of this 7742-nucleotide messenger RNA. Its product is annotated as MAP7 domain-containing protein 1-like. NCBI's taxonomy places the organism in Eukaryota, Metazoa, Mollusca, Bivalvia, Pectinida, Pectinidae. Gene Ontology annotation, cellular component: microtubule cytoskeleton. Gene Ontology annotation, biological process: microtubule cytoskeleton organization. The record is from RefSeq and is a predicted model, not a curated record.